Molecule: messenger RNA, 534 nt
Organism: Gilbertella persicaria
Lineage: Eukaryota; Fungi; Mucoromycota; Mucoromycetes; Mucorales; Choanephoraceae
Exons: 4
Coding region: 1-534 (177 amino acids)
Source: RefSeq, a predicted model, not a curated record
AUGGAAAUAAAAUUCAUACACGAAAAAUAUCUUUUAAAAGUCAGAGUUCCUCCAUUUAACAACUUUGCGUCAAAGUUGACAGAUCCAAUUGCUGCCCACUCUGUCAGCUUCGGUUGCUGCAAUGCAUACAAAAUCCCUGGUACCGCUCUUCAAAAACAUCCCGAAACUACCACAAUUACAUUCAAGAAUAUCUUUGUCUUGACUUCUGCCUUGAUAACUUGUAAAAAUGACUUAGUUAUAGAAGGAAUGAAGACCAGCUCAAAAUACAUGUCGUUUUCUGGCCACUUGCUACGCGAAGCUGCUCAAGUAGAUGAAGCAUUUUUAGGAGAAGAGGAAGAGGAAGAAACAUCUGUUGAUGAUGACGAGCAUGAUAAUGAAGAAGUAGAAGCCGAUAAGAACGUCAAUCAUGUAGAAGAAGAACAAUUGAAUAAUGCCGAAGAAGGUAUUGUAGGUGACAGCAACGAAAACAGCUUUGCAGAAGAAGAGGUAGAAGAUGAAGUUGGCGAAGGUAACUCAAACAACAAUGGGUACUAA